GCUGCUUGGGCUUGAGGAGCUGGGUCGUUGUUGCCGCCUGGAUCUGGUUAAGCAUAGACUUGGAUUUUGAGGUGUUCGAGUAACUUGCUGCUGCCCAAGUCAUGACACUCCCAUUUCGGAAGGACUUGGACAAGUACAAAGAUCUUGAUGAGGAUGAAAUUCUUGGCAAACUUUCGGAGGAGGAACUGAAACAGCUGGAAACUGUUUUGGAUGAUCUUGACCCUGAGAACGCACUGCUGCCUGCAGGCUUCCGACAGAAAGACCAGACUGCUAAAAAGGCUUCGGGUCCCUUCGACAGAGAACGGCUCCUGGCGUAUUUGGAGAAGCAGGCUCUCGAGCACAAAGACAGGGAGGACUAUGUGCCUUUUACAAGAGAAAAGAAAGGGAAAAUAUUUAUCCCCAAACAAAAGCCUGUACAGUCUUAUACAGAAGAAAAUUUCUCUCUUGAUCCAGAACUGGAGGAAGCCUUGACCAGUGCCACAGACACAGAAUUAGGUGACCUUGCAGCUAUACUGGGAAUGUCCAACUUGAUAACAAAUAGUCAGUUCUGUGAUGUAGUAGGAAGCAGCAAUGGGGUUGACAAAGACAGCUUCUCAAAUAUAGUAAAAGGUGAAAAAAUGUUGCCUGUUUUUGAUGAACCACCAAAUCCCACAAAUGUGGAGGAGACACUGCAACGGAUUAAAGACAACGAUUCUCGUCUUGUUGAAGUUAAUCUAAAUAACAUUAAGAACAUACCAAUUCCAACGCUGAAAGAAUUUGCAAAGGCCUUAGAAACCAACACGCAUGUGAAGAAUUUUAGCCUUGCAGCCACCCGAAGCAAUGAUCCUGUUGCUGUUGCUCUUGCAGAUAUGCUGAGAGUAAACACGAAAUUAAAAAGUUUAAACAUAGAGUCAAACUUCAUCACUGGAGUUGGAAUUUUGGCACUGGUUGAUGCACUGAAAGACAAUGAAACUUUGACAGAGAUCAAAAUUGAUAAUCAGAGGCAGCAGCUGGGCACAGUUGCAGAAGUAGAAAUUGCCAAGAUGCUUGAAGAAAACACAAAGAUCCUCAAAUUUGGCUACCAUUUCACACAACAGGGACCUCGAGCCAGGGCGGCUGCAGCUAUCACAAAAAAUAAUGAUUUGGUUCGCAAGAGGAGGGUUGAAGGAGACAUCUAGGAGAUCUUGCCAGAACUGUGUGGAGAUUUCAAGAGUUGUCAAGGGAUGCUUUGGCAAUCUUGGACUACAUUUACCUGGGUUAGAAGGGAAAAGACUGGAAACCCCAUUCCUUUUAGAGCAAAGAUAUGUUAAUAAUCUGCUGGUAUGCGUCACGUUUUUCAGAUUGAGACAUAGUAACUGCACCAGUCUCUGUACCAUAGUUUUUGAUUGUUUUUUUAAGAAGUUUUUUGUAUUUCAAGACUUCAACUGUGCUUUUUACUAAGGAUGUAACUGCAAAUCAAUGUUAUAAUUGUCUGUAGUCAAAGAAUGGGACUUUCAAGAUCAUUGGGAAGACAAUGACCAACUGAAAUGUGUGUUAGAAAAUCUGGGGGUGCUUAUUUACGUAGAGGGAUGUGUAUAUUCCUGAAAACAAUGGAUUAGUGAUAACGGAUUCUUCACAAAACAGUUGGACUCAUUGUGUGGAGCUGUUCAGCCUUGUUCAUAUGCACUGAAGAGAAAUCUUUUACACCUUUCUUGUUUGUAGUUCUACUUAAAAAAAAAUAUUAGUUCUUGAUACUGUGAUUAAGUUUUAAAAGGAUUCCUUUAAGCCAAGCAGAAGUAAACUGGCUAAGGACUUCUCCCAUGAGAUCAAGGGACUAAUGAAAAAAUGAAAGCCUUACCAAACAAAAAGAAGUUAGGAGUGUUGCAAAAUUGACAGGUUUUUUAUUACACCUGAACCCUUAAAGUCUUUUUCAAGAUGUCCCAUUACUGUAUCUUGUUCUAUAUAUGAACUGGAUAUGGUUUUAGACUAAUUUCAUGUGUUCAUCAGCACUAUGGGGUGUUAAUUAUUAGUUUAAAAAUCCUUGCCUACAUUCAUAAAUAUCGAUGUCUCUAGAAGUAGUGGACAUGCUUUUUUAAAAUUCUGUAUAAUUUUGUAAAGGAAAAGGACCCUUUGUUGUAAAACCACUGUCCUAAGUUGCUGACAAAUGGAAAAACUUUUUUUCAAGCUGUUGGCAUUAAGUUGAGUACUUUGUGUAAACCUAGCAUUUUUUAGUAAAGCAGCAAAGUAACACUUUCAAGGAAAGAUUUUUCUAUUCUACUUAUGUCUUGAUGUUGAAACACUACAUAAGACAGGCAGAAAAUAACCAGUAUGCAAUGUAAAAUCUGUAUGGCAUAGUAAUUAUUGACAUAUUUAAAGUUCUAUAUCUAAGCAAACUAGUAAGGCCACAAGAAUCACUCCAACUUCUGUACACAAUCACAGCAGGCUUCUUUGAAAUAAUAUGAAAAUCUAGAGGCUUUUUGGUGUUGGUCUGUUUUGACUGUACUGCACUAUGUUGCUCAAUGUUGUCAUGAGAUCACAAAAACGUUCUAAAGGACUGCUUGGCUGUUUUUAUAGCAACAGAGAAUUCAACUGACAAGUGUUUUCAUCAAAAGAUGAUAAUAUGGUAGCAUGUCUUCCCAUGGUGAACUGAGACUUUUGCAUCAGGUUGUAUAUACUAUAAAAAUUUAACAGAGCAGCUCUCUGACACUGUGCCCAUGUUAUAAUUUGCUGCAAAACUUGAUUUUGCUCUUUAAAGCCAGACUUUAUUCCGCAGGUGACUGAAUUUUAUUGCAACUGUACAGAGAACUUUAGACUGUAGUGCCUUCAGUGAGGAUGUAUAUAACUGGUUUAUACUUUUGAAAGAACCUUUUUUUCAUAUUUCAAAAUUGGCCUUUUAUUAUAAUUGCAAAUAAAUAUAUGCUUCGAAGAGCAAGUUGGAAUUGAUUCUGUUAAAACCAAAGACUAUACAUACUGUAAUUUUGAAGCAACUCUAAGUGAUCUGACAAAUAACAGAAAGGACUCUCUACUUCUUUUGGUUUUGGCUUUUGUAAAUUUUCAAGAACUCUUUAGAUUUUGAACUUUUAAGUUCUUACAUAGUAUGCAUUAAGUCACAAAUUGUGUCUUUUUACAGUCAGUGCUAUAUAAAUGUGGCCAAAGCGUGUCAUGUGCUGAGUUGCCUAAAGCUGUACUUUACUUUUUAUUUGCUAAGCACCAUAAUCGUUUUGUGUCAAAAAUACCAGACCGUAGUAUGUCUUCCUUCAUUUGUUGAAGGGCUGUAUGUUCAUGGAAUCUGUUCAUGUAUUAUGAUUCUAUGAUGAUUCAUUUCAUCAUUAUCUAACAAGAUUAGGCAGUUAUCUCGUACUUGAAGGAGAAAAAUGAAAGCCUGGAUUAUGGAAAUGAUAGCCUAAAUCCCUCCAUUAAACCAAGUUUAUCUGCUUAAUGACUUUACGCUCAAAUCACAGGCACUCUCAGGUGUGGUAGUAGUGGUUUAGCUCUGUAGAUAGCAGCUAAGUAUUUGACUGCUUGUUGGCACUGUCAGGACAAGUAUGACAGGCUGGGCAUAGAAAUUUAUUUUCCCCAAGUUAAAAAAAAAACAAGGAGGGUUUGGCCCUCCUGAUGGUUGCAAAAUAUUUGGCAUGGUGCAUUGAACAGUUACAAGCAUCUCUUGUGUCUCCAGUGUGUAUCCAUUCUGAAGUAAAUGAAGGAAUUCAGUCUGUGGCUAGCAAUCAAACACUCCCAACAAGCAAAAUGAAAACUGAUGUAAUGUUGUCAAGUGUGGUGAGAUCUUGUGCAUGACUUAUUGAGAGCAAAAGUGGUAUUACUUUGAUAACUAACCACCAUAAACACAUUUUCCAAAAGAGGUGAAGAUCUUUCUCUUCUUUUUCAAGCUUAAUGCAGAAGUCUAAUCACCACAUGUGUUGAUUCUUUCAGUUCCAAGCUAAGCAUGGGAACAUAGCCUAUAUUCCAAAUCAAUUAUCUAUUUACUGUUGUAUUUUAAAGAAAUAGCUUCCUUCUCUCUACAGCUUGAGUAAUACUGUUUGUAAGCUACAAACAAGCAAGUGUUCAGUUUAAAUUUCCACUGAGGAAACAUGAAUUGAGUGUGUUUGCAUA
Indicator indicator is the source of this 4068-nucleotide messenger RNA. RefSeq names its product tropomodulin-3. The transcript is spliced from 10 exons. Gene Ontology annotation, cellular component: striated muscle thin filament; myofibril. The record is from RefSeq and is a predicted model, not a curated record. Gene Ontology annotation, molecular function: tropomyosin binding. Bases 102 to 1157 code for a protein of 351 amino acids. Lineage: Eukaryota; Metazoa; Chordata; Aves; Piciformes; Indicatoridae. Gene Ontology annotation, biological process: myofibril assembly; muscle contraction; pointed-end actin filament capping.